This is a messenger RNA of Halichondria panicea, 1399 nucleotides long. RefSeq names its product acyl-CoA-binding domain-containing protein 5-like. Gene Ontology annotation, cellular component: cytoplasm. Bases 39 to 1181 code for a protein of 380 amino acids. Lineage: Eukaryota; Metazoa; Porifera; Demospongiae; Suberitida; Halichondriidae. Gene Ontology annotation, biological process: fatty acid metabolic process. The transcript is spliced from 10 exons. The record is from RefSeq and is a predicted model, not a curated record. Gene Ontology annotation, molecular function: fatty-acyl-CoA binding.
CGCCCCCUUGUUUAAUCCAACUGAGGUCACUAAAGCACAUGGUAUUAAAAAUGGCCACUCCUGCGAAGGCUCGACCAAUGAAGGAAAGGUUUGAGGCUGCUAUCAAAGUAAUAAGAUCUCUUCCAACAGAAGGUCCAUAUCAAUCUUCCAACACCGCAAAGCUCAGGUUUUAUGCGCUGUAUAAGCAGGUAACACAGGGUGCUUGCAAUAUUCCCAAACCUGGAUUCUGGGACGCAGUGGGCAGGGCCAAAUGGGAGGCAUGGACAGUGUGUGGGGAGAUGAGCACAGAGGUCGCCAUGCAGAUGUACAUCGAGGAACUGCAAAGAGUGGUGGAGACAAUGCCUCAGACGACAGAAGUGGAGCAGUUCUUGCUUGCCAUUAGUCCAUUCUACGAGGAGGAGGAGAUAGAUGAUGAAACUAAAGCCGAACCUGUUACCGCAGAGACAACGACAGAGGAGGCACCAAAUGAAGAGAUGACGAGUACCGAAGUUCCCACAGAACCGACUGAUGAGAAUGUACCUCCCAAACCAACCAAUCAGAUGUCAGACGACUCAGAGGAUGGAGAGGGGAGUGGCAGCGAGACUGACGAGAGCGUUGACUUCAAAGACAGCUUCCAAGAACUAAGUUCGGACCCACCUGGCAGUAGCAGUCAGUCGUACACAACCAGUUCACCUAGCACUCUGCAAGACCCCCCACCACUAUCGGUAUCCCAUGGCAACAGACCCCCCAGGACUGUGACAUUUGCCGAGCCCAGCUCCCGACAAAAUGUACCAGGUGGUGGUAGGAGUGGCUUGGGCUCCAUAGAUACGGUGACAGCCGAGGUGGCUAGAAUACAGACCAACAUUCAAUCAAUGUUGCAGCAGCUCAACACUCUGGCAAUGGCUGUGAACGGGCUCACUAGGACGUUGGGCAGUUCAAGCACGGAGAGGGGGACAGCUGCUGGUCAUGACCCACACCUUAUGGUACCACGGCUAGUAACGAGAAGAGGUCCCCUCCUCACACUCCUCUUGAAGACUGGUCCCCUACUGGCCGUAUGGCCGCUGGUGGUCAGUAUUGUUAUGGCAAUUAUCAGCAGAAGGUUUCGAAGUGGCACCACGGGGCUGCCCAGUUGGGCCUGGCUGGUGGUAACUGCUCUGCAGGCCCUCUUCACUCUCCUAAUAGUUAGACGUCUCCAACUCUGAGUCAUUAUUAUUACUUUCGUACCACAAUUGAGGUACACUCUGUUUGUUGUUAGUGGCAUCAAUUUUAUGAUAUUAGAUAUCCGUUAAUCUGUUGUUUGUUUAUAUAUUAUCGUCUCUAAUUAUGAGAAAGGAACUUGCCCUCAGGCAGUUAAUUUUAUUAUGCACACUGAUUGUUUUGUGCUGCGUGUCUGUUUGCAAAUAAAUGUUCUACCACAAAA